Molecule: messenger RNA, 3738 nt
Organism: Silurus meridionalis
Lineage: Eukaryota; Metazoa; Chordata; Actinopteri; Siluriformes; Siluridae
Gene: pld1a
Product: phospholipase D1a
Biological process (GO): regulation of microvillus assembly; intracellular signal transduction; cell motility
Molecular function (GO): phosphatidylinositol binding; D-type glycerophospholipase activity
Source: RefSeq, a predicted model, not a curated record
AGAGAGCAGAAGUGGACCAGAAUGUUUAAAGGACACAGGCAGUGAGCAGAAGUCUGUGAGAAUGAGCGACGUGGUGGAGAGUUUAGAUCCUCAGGAGCUCUGCUUUGACGAAGAGGAUGUCGAGGAUGCAGACUUCGAUCCCGACCGGUGCUAUAUCCCGUUUUCCUGCAUCUAUAAGACCGUGGGCUUUAAAGAAAGUGGAGCUCAAGUUUUUCUUUCCACUGAACUGAUUACAGCCCGAGUUCUGGAAGUGGAGCGAUUCACCAGGGCCAUGGACCGAUUUAAUCCAUCCGGCAAAAGGAGUGCAUCCAAGGCCAUGCCGGCUGUGUUCCGUAUCGAGUUGAAACACGGAAACUUCACCUGGGUUGUGAAGCGAAAAGAGAAACACUUCAUGGAGUUACACAGGGAGUUACUACGCUACAAAACCUUCAUUAUGAUUCCUUUACCCUCACGCAGUCACACAGUUCGCAGGAAGAGUGUGAAUAAGAGUGAGGUGCGGCAGAUGCCCGUAUUACCUCGCGGAGGGAGAGAGGAAAUUACCAAGGAUGAGCAGGUGUCCAGCAGACGAAAACAGUUGGAGGAUUACCUGAACAAACUGCUGCGGAUGGCCACCUACCGCAGAUACCAUGCCACAAUGGAGUUCAUUGAUGUGAGUCAGAUGUCCUUCAUUCAUGACUUGGGACCAAAAGGAUUAGAAGGGAUGGUGUACAAAAGGUCAGGAGGUCACCGCAUCCCCAGCAUGAACUGCUGCGGACACAGUCAGAUCUGUUACCGCUGGUCCAAGAGAUGGCUAGUGAUGAAGGACUCGUUCCUUAUGUACCUGAAACCCGACACCGGCGCCGUCUCCUUCGUUCUCCUGGUGGACAAAGAGUUCAGCGUCAAGAUGGACUUUAAACACACUGAGACCAAACAUGGAGUGAGGAUCGACAACCUGUCCAGGUCUCUGGUGUUAAAGUGUAGCAGUUACAGACACGCCCGUUGGUGGGGACAGUCCAUUGAGGAGUUUGUACAGAAACACGGACGGCAGUUUUUCACGACGCACCGCUUCAACUCUUUUGCCAAAGAACAGGAACACAUCCCCGCCAAGUGGUAUGUAAAUGGUAAGACCUACAUGGAGGAUGUAGCUGAUGCUCUGGAAGCAGCAAAAGAGGAGAUCUUCAUUACCGACUGGUGGCUGAGUCCAGAGAUUUUCCUGAAGAGGCCGGUGGUGGAGGGGAACCGCUGGAGACUUGAUUGCAUCUUGAAGCGCAAAGCGCAACAAGGUGUACAUAUCUUUGUGAUGCUCUAUAAGGAAGUUGAACUCGCUCUCGGCAUCAACAGUGAAUACAGCAAGAGAACGCUGAUGCACCUUCACCCCAAUAUCAAGGUAUUGAGGCAUCCAGACCAUGUCUCCUCUUCUGUCUAUCUUUGGGCUCAUCAUGAGAAACUCGUUGUGAUCGACCAAUCAGUGGCCUUCGUCGGGGGAAUCGAUUUAGCGUACGGUCGCUGGGACGACUGUGAACACCGACUCACUGACAUGGGGAGUGUGACUCGCUCCACAGCUCAGGAUCAGGUGGACAGUUUGGGACUUUCCUCCGUUAAUGGGUCCAGAUCUCUGGAAUUAGCUGAACUUCCCAAACUAAAGGGUGUCGGCCGCACGAGGAAAUCCCGCUUCAGCCUGUACAGACACCUUCACAAACACGGCCUGACACACACAGACAGCGUGAGCAGCAUGGACAGCCAGGAGAGAGGCUCCAUGCACAAUCUCCACACAGGUGUAGGGGAGCUGAUGGGAAACACUCGUUUCUGGCACGGUAAAGAUUACUGCAACUUUGUCUACAAAGACUGGGUUCAGCUUGAGAAACCCUUCGAUGAUUUUAUUGAUCGCUACACGACUCCCAGAAUGCCCUGGCACGACAUCGCCUCGGUGGUUCACGGGAAAGCAGCGAGAGACGUAGCACGACAUUUUAUACAGCGCUGGAACUUUACCAAGAUAGUAAAACCGAAGUACCGCUCUCUCUCCUACCCUUUACUACCCAAAUCCCACAGCACUGCUAACGAGCUGCCGUACCAAGUGCCCAACUGCGUCACCACCAGAGUGCAGGUGUUGAGGUCAGCAGCUGAUUGGUCAGCAGGGAUUAAAUACCACGAGGAGUCAAUACACAACGCCUACAUCCAGGUUAUUGCCAAGAGCAAACACUUCAUCUAUAUCGAGAAUCAGUUCUUCAUCAGCUGCGCCGAUAACAAACAGGUUUACAACAAGAUUGGAGACGCCAUCAUCGAGAGGAUCAUCAGAGCUCACAAAGAGAAUAAGAAGUUCCGUGUGUAUGUGGUCACUCCUCUGCUACCAGGGUUUGAGGGUGAUAUCUCCACCGGAGGGGGCAGUGCACUGCAGGCUGUCAUGCACUUUAACUACAGGACCAUGAACAGAGGAGAAUACUCCAUCAUCUCUCAGCUGAAGAAAGAGAUGAAUGAUCAGUGGAUGAACUACAUCUCGUUCGGGGGUUUGAGGACACACUCGGAGUUGGAGGGACGUCUCGUCACCGAGCUCAUUUAUGUUCACAGCAAGAUGCUGAUUGCAGACGACAGCACCGUCAUCAUCGGUUCGGCGAACAUUAAUGACCGGAGCAUGUUGGGGAAGAGGGACAGUGAGGUGGCCGUGAUUGUGGAGGACACGGAGAAGGUCACAUCUGUAAUGGAUGGACAGAAGUACCAGGCGGGAAAAUUCGCUCUUCAGCUGCGACUUGAGUGUUUCAAGAUGAUCCUCGGAGCCUUCACUGAUCCCUCCAUCGACGUGAGCGAUCCGAUCAGUGAUCGCUUCUACAAAGAGGUGUGGAUGACCACAGCCAGCAGGAACGCCACCAUCUACGAGAAGGUGUUUCGUUGUCUUCCCUCCAGUUUUGUGAGGAACCUCCAGGAGCUUGUGAGCUUCCAAACCAAGGCUGGUUUGGAUAAAGAAGACCCAGUGAAAGCUCAGGAGAUGCUGAAGAAGAUCCGAGGUUUCCUGGUUCAGUUUCCUCUUGAGUUUCUGAGUGAACAAAACCUCAUGCCUUCUGUCGGCACCAAAGAAUCCAUGGUACCCACUGAGAUUUGGACCUGAUGAUGGACUGAAGAACAUCUGCACCUUGUUUUGGAGCUGUGACUGAUCCCAAACUCACGCUGACGUGAUUCAGUGUUUACAGGACGGACUGAAGGAACAAAACAAAAAAAAAGCAACAAAAAAAACUCCAUGUUUCCUCAUAGGUUUUAACUGAAAAUGUAGCAGCACCAUGUUCUGGUUUUCUAGAGUAUAUUGUAUGUUAGCAUUUUUUAAGCAUCACGCCAGUUCAUCGCUUUACCUGUGGCUCCACAACUAGCGCAAACUAGCCGAGCGUUCAGCCGAUAAAACUGCUAGCUAAAUUCUAACCCAGACUAGUCUUACAAACUCCAUUCAAAAAGCUGUUAGCUGGGGGUGUUAGCAUGUUAGAGCAGCUCAUGCAUGUUAGCUACAUUUAUUUCAGAGUAAAAAAAGCCAUGACAGAAGGAGUCGGAUUUUACUGCACUUUUAUACCAGAUUGUCGUAAAGGGAAAAAGUCACUCAUUUUAUUCUUUUCUCCUUAAAAACCCUGUUUGUUUCUUUGUCUUUUUCCAGUAAAUUAUUGUCUGUAAUUCAAUACUUGCUGCAUCUGUAGCAUUUUGCACUCUUUCAUUUGUUUUUUGUUUGUUUGUUUGUUUGUUUGUGUAAACUAACAAACCAAUUAAAGAAUAUUAUAUAAAUAA